CCGCGCUUCUGCUUUUCCUACUUCUGGCUCUACUUCUGCGCUAAUCCAAACGGCCCUAAGAGAUAAUGGAGUAAUAGGCUAUAAAGUAUAUUGCAGCAAAUUUGAGAAAACUCUCUAGUCGCUGUAGAGGCGACGUGCGGCGUGGCUCGGAUGAGAGCCAUGAUGGUGGAAUGUGCGGCCUCAAUACCUAGUUCGUGAAUGGUACAAAUUGUUAAUACUGCAAAAGGUAUGAAGGUCUUUGAGGGUUGCAAUGGAAGAGAACUGUAAAAAUGGGAAAGAGCGGAAGAAAGGAACAAGAAACAACACACUGGGGAACAAAGAAAACUGAGAAAACGGAUGAAGAAAGAGCAAAACAGAAAUAGGAAAAGGAUGACAACACAGAAAAUUGGAGUUAACUGCCUGGUUUUCUUUGUAUUAUGUUGUUUCACCCAUUAUUUUCCUUAUACUUCAUGUGUUGUUCAAUGAGCAUCAUGUUAUCGGAGCUUGAAUGGUAAAUGACUACUUUACAGUUUCUUGUUAACUUCAUGUGAACAACCACCAAUGUGGUAUAAUCCUGUUAUUUUUUAUUUUUUAUUAUUUUGUACUUGUAAUUUAUUUAAUUCUUUUUUGUAUGGUGAUGUAGCCAUAUGGUCAUUAGUCCAUUUAGGGUGUGUUUGUUUGGGGGUUUGGAUUUUGAGUUGGGAUUUGAAUAGUAAAAAUUUUGAAUUUGAAUAGUUGUAUGAUGUGAUAUAAAUAGGUGUUGAUGUGAUGUUUUGAAUGUAAAAUUGAUUUUUAGUAUAAUAUAAAAAAUGAAAAAUAGGUGUUUGAUUUGAUGUUUUUGGGGGGAAAAAAUUGGAUGAAUAGUAGAAAUCUUAUUAAAUCCCCCAAACAAACACACCCUUAGUGUUGCACGCUGUUAAUAGGUCAAGCAUCUUACAGGUUAAUAGUAUAUAAUGUAUAAGUAGCUGGUAUGAUAUUUUAUUAUUCAUCCAUAUAUUUAGUUUCUUACUUUUUUUUUUUGUCCCUAAAAAUAUUACCCUUACAACAAAGACUUACACAGCUACUCAUCUCAGUGCUAUGCAUUCGUGUUCAUUUAUAUGCUUGUAUGUGCCUGACAAUGGUAACAUGUUGUGCAUAAGAGCAUUUGUAUUCUGAAGUUUGAAGUGCUUCCCAUCAGAAAGCUCUUAUCUUCCACGGAGUACUUCUACCUAUUUUCAAGUAAGGUUUCUAAUUAAAUGCACUAAGAGAUUAUUCUGGCUAUUCAACUCCUUUUCUCUUGCUUCUCUCUUUUCUCUAAUUUCUGUUGCAGGUGAAUGGAAUUUCCAUCAUCAUGCCCUGAUACUCAGAAACACAUAUUUAGAUGCAAUUGUGGGCUUCGAAUUCACUUACUGAGCAAAGAUUUAUAUUCGCCAUAUAAUGAGGUAAAUUGAUAAUCUGUCUUCCCAGUCAUGUAUGCAUUUUAUGUGAAUAUUUUUCUUAUUUGGGUGCAGAAAAGUCUCAACUGUACUAAUAUUUUUUGUUCGAACAAUAUAUAUCUUUUAAGUUGACCAAUGUUAUUAAUUUGAUUGGCAGAGUACGUGCAGUAACAUUUUUAUUACCUAUGGCAUCAUUAAUCUAUUAUUUUUUUUAACCCUUGUAUGUAUUUUAUUGUUUUCCUCUCUGGAUUUUGGCUUACAAAUUUUAUACAACUAGAUUGUAGAUGUUUUCUUAAAUGGCCUAACUUUUUUUUGUCAUAAUCCACGGCUUUUUUUUUGUUGGCACAUUCAUUACUCUUGCUACAUCCUUACAAUGUUGGGUAAGCUCUCUUUUCGUUUCAUUUUUCCAUGGUUAAUAUCUUGACAGGCUGUUAUGGAUCAACUGCAACUGCAAGCACCGGCAACAAUGGCCCCGGUACCGCUGCGUGUCUAUACACGAUGCGGGAAAGGGCAUUUUGGUCUAAUCGUUGCAUUAAUUAUUAUGUUAGAAUUGCAAAUUAGUACUUAAUCUUAUUUACAAUUAGAUUUAUGAGUUGAUAUAAAUAAAUGGUAUUUAGGGUUAGAGGGGGUUAUCAAAGAAUUAGUGUAAGGCGGCUACUGCUGACAAAAGAGAUCAGUUCUUCUUCUAUAUAAUAAAAUUGGUUCUUAUUGUUCUUGUUUCUAUUACUGGCACAAGCACAAGUCGAUACAGGUUUUUAUUCAUUGAUUGCAAUAGAUUAACAUUUUCUUAUUUGAGUUAAAUGUAUCAGAAAAAUUUACCGGUAGCGUACGAGCAUGUAGUAGGGUCAAUAACUUUGAACUUAAUCCCAAACUGUCAUAGGAGCUAUACUAACAUUUUUUUUCAAAUGACUAAAAUCGUAUGUAAGUUGUAUAAGAUAACAUUUUGAAUUUUCCAUCAGUCAAAUGGUUAAUUCUUUAUGUCUUAUCAGUUUCUUGAAAUAUUAUUAGUUAAUGAUAAUAUAUAAAUGAUUAUUAUGCUCAAUGUGUACUUUUAUAUUGACUUAAAUUAUUUUUAUUGUUUUUGAUUUCAUAAUUAGUUCAUUUCUUUUUUACAACUAUCUAUAAGAACGAUAUGAAUCUAGAGUUGCUGUUAUUUUAGUAAGUCAAUAUCAAUGAUGUAAACUUUGUAUAUGUGAUAGCUGGAACCACAGAUGAUUUUGACAGAUAGCCACAAACAUUUUGAAAGUAAGUGGUCAGUUUUCAGCGGAUACAUCUAUGCAGCUGAAUUUUUUUUAAAUAAAUUACUUUGACAACAUUUGGUGAUUCAAUAAAGUUGCCUGGAAGCAGAAAGUAUAGAACAUGCUAAUCAAUAUGUAUGAAUCAAGAUCUGAAUUUUAUCAAAGCCCAUAAGCAUCAAACACUGAUGUCGAAAUCUGGACUAUGAACUAAGUUUGAGAACUACCCCUACUAAUUUAGUCAUCCAACAAAGACUUUGGUUUCUUGGUGAUAUCGCCUUCUGCAUCCCUACCUAACGGCGGUUAAAGUUAUUGAGAGAAAUAAUUAUAUCUGACAAUAUCACGUGAAAGUAACUUAUUUUGUCGCAUGUCUCUCGUUUUUCUUGCCAGCAGCUUUGUUGUGCGUGCAUUGUUUAAUCACCAAAUUUAAGUCAUUAGCAGAAACUCAGUAAUCAUUUCAUGAGCUGCAAUUGAUAUAUUGAGUGAUAUAGGAAUAACCUUUUAUGGAGCUUUGAUAAUUAAUAGACAUUCACUUAUGCAAUAUGUUUAUUAUUGCAUUAUGCAUAGAGUGUACAUAACUGAUUUUAAUGUUCAGAGAAUAGAUGGAAUUAGACUAUAAAUGAUGCAUAAAAUUUGAAAUGUGUAAACGGUCGAAUCAAUCAUGGCAGUACACGACAGUCUCUUAUUCCUGUGCCUCAAGGAAUCUUUCUUUUCUUUCUUUUUAAGAAACUGCAUUUAUUUCUUGCGGUUAUACUUGAGUCAGACAGGAAUUAACACGAGGUGUCGGUUGGUAAUAUGAGCUGUAGGGGCCCACCAAAUGCCAGCCGGGUCUCAUUUUCUUAUAUCAUUAUAUAACAUGCUAUUGUGCUGCAUCUUUCCUGCCACCCCAUAGAACAGCCGGGAUGGGAGAUGAGAGUGGUGGUGCACUACAUCAGCUAUCACAGGUUUUUCCAGAUGAAAUCAUUGUUGAAAUUCUGGCAAGGCUACCAGUGGAGUCUCUCCUGAGAUUCAAAUCUGUUUCAAAGUCGUGGCUCUCUCUUAUAGCUACGCCUGAUUUUAUGAAACAACAUCACAAAACUGCAGCACACAAUGGUGAGUACUCUUGCCUCCGAUUGAUUGGUAUCUUUGAACAUCCUCACAACCAUUUCAGAGAGUAUUCCCUCCAUAGCAUGUUGCAUGAACCUGAAGUUGAUCCAUUAAUUAUGGAUUAUUCUGGGGAUGAUGAUAAUUUGCCUAUGCGGAUCGUGGGUUCCUGUCAAGGGAUAAUCUGCAUUGCCUUUGGUAUGGAGCAUUUUGUUCUGUGGAAUCCCUCAAUUAAGAAAUACAAUUAUGUGCCCUCCAUAGCAGAAAGCUUGAGCGGGUAUGGUUGCUAUGUGAAAGAUGGGUUUGGGUAUGUGGAAUCAACUGAUGAUUUUAAGAUUGUGGCUAUUUUCUACUGCAUGUUUAUUGAUGGUCCGUAUACAGUGCAUAUCUACUCUCUAAAGACUAAUGAAUGGAGGAACAUUGAAGGUUUCAGUAUUGGCACUCCAUUGGACGAUUCAGGUAAGUAUGCCUGCGGUAAGAUCCACUGGCUAGUGGAUUGUGAUGGUUCCUUGGAUAUUGUUUCCCUUGAUUUAAUUACCGAGAGCUAUGCUAGGCUGGGGGCGCCCCCCAAUGAAGCUACACAGCCGGCUGUUAGUCGAGGCUGUGAUGGUACUUGUGUGACUCUGGGAUUGUUUUCUGGGCUACUUUGUGUGCUGUAUGAUGAUCACAGGUCGCGUAUGGAUCUCUGGGUUAUGAACGAGUAUGGAGUGACCAGCUCUUGGUCGAAACUAUUUGUACUCCCUCAUCUGGGUGCUCCUGGAUAUUUCCCUCACAUGCUGCGCAUCUGGAAAUUGAACGAUGGAAAUAUCUUCCUGUCGUAUGGUACUGCCGUAGCUGUUUACAAUCCCAGGAUCAGAGGAUGGGCUGCUCCUCAAAUCAAUGAUGUUGGUUCUAUUUAUCAAGCGGAUUUCUAUGUUGAGAGCCUGGUUUCACCUUGCAAUGAUGAUGAUGACGACGACGACGAUCCUGACGAUGCAGAAAUGUUUGAAGAGAUGGGCCUCUAGAGAAAGGAUUCAUAUGCUUAUUUACUAUAAUAAUUAGUAUAAUUGCUAGUAUUCUCUGUACUAAUCUGCUAGUGUUGCUCACUGCUUGUUUGUUAGACCUCUUGGUAUUUCUAUGCAUUAAAACUAUUGUACUUUGUGGUAUUUCUAUGCAUUAAAACUAUUGUACUUUGU
Messenger RNA from Andrographis paniculata, 4887 nucleotides. RefSeq names its product F-box/kelch-repeat protein At3g23880-like. The transcript has 2 exons. Gene Ontology annotation, molecular function: protein binding. The record is from RefSeq and is a predicted model, not a curated record. The coding region runs from base 3532 to 4716 and encodes 394 amino acids. Lineage: Eukaryota; Viridiplantae; Streptophyta; Magnoliopsida; Lamiales; Acanthaceae.